This is a messenger RNA of Podarcis lilfordi (Lilford's wall lizard), 30455 nucleotides long. The record is from the annotation of a GenBank genome assembly. NCBI's taxonomy places the organism in Eukaryota, Metazoa, Chordata, Lepidosauria, Squamata, Lacertidae.
AAAGCUACCGCCUGAAAAAAUGUCGCUUUGCUUUGCACGCCUGGCAGGCUUCUUGCAUAGCAGCUUUUUGCAAGAAAAAGACAGUCAGGAAGCCACGCUGUUGUUAUUUCCUUAACGUUGCGCAAGCUUUAUUCGGUUCUUCUUCAGGCGGCGUAAACAGGCUGCCCCUGCCUCGCGCAAAGGCUCAGAAACUGAUCUCGCUGUAUAGUUCACUGUGCAAAACCAAUGCCGACCCCGCUAAAUUCAACGUAUUGCUAGACUAAAGAAACGAAGACUGUGCAGGCAGUGCGACAGGCGUGAGAAACAGGAAUUUUGUGCUCCGGUGCCAUUGAUGGGCUGUCCUAAAAGGCUGCAUCUUGUUGCAGAAUAUUGCAGCUCUGCAGAGCAAUGGAAAUUCUUUAUACUGCAUUUGAAAUAAGAGAGUUCUGACAUGGAGAUUUUUGGGGGAGGGGGAAUGUUCCCACACAUUUUUGAAAGCUCUUUUGAGGAGGUGACCCGAAAAGUCGGAACGGGGAGGAAAACAGCAACAAGGGUCACGAUGAUUGAACAAUAGCAAUGAUUUAUUAAGCCGAUGGGUGUUUCUAAAUCGAGCCGAUCUCCUGCUCAGUAAAAUAACAACGAGAGCCUGAGCAUUAGCCCUUGCAGGAGGAGGUGGAGGCGCUGAUCCUCUCCUUUCCUUCCCCCGCAGGGGCCGGGCCCGGCCGGGCAGUAGCGUCGCCUGAGCGCGGGGCGGAGUCUCCAGGCCGGCCGGCAACAUGGCGGAGGCGGAAGGGGAAAGCCUGGAGUCCUGGCUGAGUGAGUAACCCGCGUCCUCUCCCCUUCCGCCGAGCAAGGGGGGUGGGGGGGGACGGACGCUGGUAGCAUGGCCCUCCUCUCCUCCCCCCGGGGCCGGGAAAGAAAGCCGUGGGGCGCGGGAGACAGCCCCACCCGGAGCCCCGGGGUGUGGGGAAUGGUGGGGUGUGAGAGAUGCUUGGAUCUCCGUAGAGGCAGUGACACCCCAAAGGGAAGGUCUGGAGGUAGAUGGGGAGAAGGAAAGAGGGGGACGGUGGUGGGGCAGAGAUGUAGGGGGUUUUUGGGGGGGUACACCUAGGGCAGAGGAUGUAGGGCUAAAACCAGAAGGGCCAGACGCAAAGGGCGUCUUCUGUGCCCCUAACUAUCGGAGAGGGGAAAUAGGAUGGUGCAGCUUUUCUUGACAUAUUGGUCCGGCCAACAUUUCGUUUUCUACACAGUUAUUAGAGGUCAAAGAAGACCCUGCUGGUCAUGGCUGUCUUGGUCCGCCCUGCCUGUGGCUGUCACCUGCCUCUGUCCAAAUCUGUGCCUCUUACCUUUUUGCUCACCCAGUGCGUCCUGGCUAUAGAUUUGUGCCCAGUGCUUCCAAUUCCCAUUGCCCGCUUUAUGCCAGGAGUGGGAAACCUGUGGGCAUCCAGAUGUUGUUGGGCAUGCAGUUCCCAUCAGCAGCCUCAAGCAGCAUAGCUAAUAGUGAAGGAUGUUGGGGCCCAUAGAUCGGCAAUGUCUGAAUGGCCGUAGGUUCCCCUACCCCUCUCUUGUGCCCAUAGAAUAGCUUAUGACAAGAGGUUCUCUUGACUUCAUAAUAUUGGGCAUUUAAUGAGCCUCCUGUUUGAUUCAGGGAUUGGAAACCCAUAUGUUGCUCUCUGCUUUCCUCACUCCACCAGGUUCCAUUUAAGGUGACUCUACUUCUCUGUGUCUGUCUGUGCACCGCUUUAUACAGUGUACAUGUUGUUGAUAUUAUUAGACAGCUUUGUGGUCUUUUGAGAAGACCGUACAGAUUCCUUAUGCCUGUUCAACCUUGCCUCUGCCUUUGCAAGGCUUCUUUAUAAAGUUGGUACUCCAUUUUUAGGAAAUCAUAACCCAAGCAGUAUACUGCUAGCUAUGAACCUGGUAGGGCCUAGUUCAAAUUUUACCUCAGCCAUGAACUUAGCUAGGUGUCUUUAGGCUAGCCAUUAUCUCUCAGACUUAGCACUGUGUCUGUAAUAUUGGAAUAACAGCACUUGACUACCUUAAAGGGCUGUUGCAAGAAUGACUCAGAUGUUUGUGACUCUCAAUGAGAAUUGGAAAUGUGCUAUAUUCAUUAGCAAUGUUCCCUCCCUGAUCAUUUGUGGGAGCCCAGGCUAUGGCUGUAUCACUUCUAUCUAAUACUUAUUCUCCACCCUAACGUUAAAAUAUUUCAUAACUAGUAAUUAGCUAUACAGCCAUAGCUAUUUCCUGUGUGUAAAUGGGACACUUAAUGUAUUCCUUUUGUAGCAUCCAGGGUGUGUUGUAAUGUGCUCUGGUUACAGCUUAAAAAGUCAGCUAGGUGUCUUUUUAUUCAUUUAUUACUUUUAUAGCCCACCUUCCUUUCAAGAAGCUCAGGGCUGCAUACGUGAUUCUCCUCUCUCCUCUUUUUUUCUUACAGCAACCUGUGUGGUAGGUCAGGCUGAGAGACAAUGACUGACCAAAGGAUACUCAGUGAAUUUCAGCAGCCCCUGCACCACACUAGCUUUGACUGCCUCAUGUACCUGAAGACUAUGCUAUAUAUUUCUGCCUGUAAAGGUCCUUUACUGUAUAGGGUGAUCUCCCAGUUCCUAAAAUACCGUAUUUUUCACUCUAUAAGACGCACCAGACCACAAGAUGCACCUAGUUUUUGGAGGAGGAAAACAAGAAAAAAAAUAUUCUGAAUCUCAGAAGCCAGAACAGCAAGACGGAUCACUGCACAGUGAAAACAGCAAUCCCUCUUGCUGUUCUGGCUUCUGGGAUAGCUGCACAGCCUGCAUUCGCUCCAUAAGACACACACACAUUCCCCCUUACUUUUUAGGAGGGAAAAAGUGAGUCUUAUAGAGCAAAAGAUACGGUAGUUCUUGCAGUACAUUGGUGUUAUUGUCAAUUUCCAUUGUUUCUGAACGUGCCCAGGUGCUCCGCUCCCCCCCAAUUUAGGGGCUUUUUUUGAGGGGGGGAAUUGCCAUUUACUGAAGGAAAUGUAGCCAGCCCCUUUGUAUGUGUUCUUUCCAUCCACUCAGCUGAUACUUCUCCUUGCAGCUGUGCCUGUCUCUGCCUGAACUCUUACUCACUUCCUGGUCAUUUCCUCCUUUCAAAUUCUACAGCUCCUAAGCUCCCCCAAGGAAAAAAACACACCAAAGAAAGUUAUCCCCCCCAGCUUGUUUCUGCAUCGAGUUGGGUGCUAGGUCUUGUGUUUUGACCCCUGCAAAUAAAAAAGCUCCGUCUCCAAUAUGGAUCCAGAAAAACAACAACAUGUGCACUUGAAUGAGCAGUGCACUCAAACCGAGACAUCUAAGCAGAAACCCAGAGCUGCAAUUGCAGUGGACACAGACAGCCUGAAGUCUAGCCCUAUUAACCAGUGAUUCAUUUCUUUUUCCUUUUUCUUUCUUUUUUAAAGAAAGGUUGUGAAAUGUGGUGUUCAUUCUUCUAAGUAACUGGUUCCUUCGCUAUAAAGAGCAGUUCUCUUCCCUUCUCUCAUUUUUUUCUGCUUGUUUCCAUUUCCAUUUCCUCUCUUUAAGUAAACUGUAUUCUGACAUAUUCUUCAGUCUGUACCAAAAUUACAGUAUUCCUCAAUUAAUGUUUUAUGUUACAUCAUGGAAUUUAUUAUAAAGAGGGUGGAAGGAAACAAAUGUUUCUCAAGUUAAAAGACAUAAGAACAUUCCUGCAGGAUCAGUCCUGCACAAGGACUUCCGCUAAUGCACAGAGGCCCUUUCAUACUUUGCUUCAGGGUUGGCUGCUACAGGUGACCUCUUCAAUGCCCCUUUGUUAAAGUCAUGUCGCUGUGCUGGACAGGGGGGCAUAGAACAGGGAUGGGUAACAUGGUUCCUUCCAGAAGUUAUAGAAUCAUGGACUUGGAAGGGAACACUAGGGUCAUCUAGUCCAACCCACUGCAAUGCUGGGAUCUUUUGUCAUGGCAUAGCUGUCAACGUUUCCCUUUUUCUAAGGGAAAUUCCCUUAUUCUGAAUAGGAUUCCUCGCAAGAAAAGGGAAAAGUUGACAGCUAUGGUCAUUGGACUCUACUUCCCAUUGGCCCCAACUUGCAUGGCCAAAGGUCAGGGAUGAUGGAAGUUGGAGUCAAAUAACAUAUGGAGGGCCACACAUCCCCCCCCACUCCGUCACAGGAGGGGCAUGGCAGAAGUGCAGUGCCAUUGCUGGAUCAUUAUCUGGUAAAUGAGGACACGGGUGGCGCUGUGGGUUAAACCACAGAGCCUAGGGCUUGCCAAUCAGAAGGUCAGUGGUUCGAAUCCCCGCGACGGGGUGAGCUCCCAUUGCUCAGUCCCUUCUCCUGCCAACCUAGCAGUUCGAAAGCACAUCAAAGUGCAAGUAGAUAAAUAGGUACCACUCCAGCGGGAAAGUAAACAGCGUUUCCGUGCGCUGCUCUGGUUCGCCAGAAGCGGCUUAGUCAUGCUGGCCUCAUGACCCAGAAGCUGUAAGCCGGCUCCCUCGGCCAAAAAAACAAGAUGAGCACCGCAACCCCAGAGUUGGCCACAACUGGACCUAAUGGUCAGGGGUCCCUUUACCUUUACCUUAUCUGGUAAAUGAGAACCCAAGUCUUGAGUUUCAAAGAACCCCUCUUAAAAAGAAUUAUUUGCAAGUCAAAAGUGGAUAUUCUGUUUUUUUCCAACAGAAGUGGGACGAUUUAAGAUAAAAAAUGAACUGUAUUGCCAUUUAUCUUUUUACCUUUAAGGUUACCAAUCUUACUGGGUGACCUCAGUCUUGCUGUUUCUCAGCCUAACCUCCCUCGCAGGGUUGUUGUGAGGAUAAAAUAGAAAAUGGGGAGCACUGAAACACGUGUGCCACCCUGAGCUCUUUGGAGGCACAGAUAAAAAUGAGAUAUAUUGUAAAUAUAAUAAUUGAAUCACAGAGGUCAUUCUGUGGAAGAGCCUGGGAAAUCACCAAUAUCUUAUGUUCAGUAACCCUGUUUGAGCGACUUCUUAUAGACUGGGGGUGGAAAGCCAUUUGUUCAGCAGAAUGGGGACUGUGAGCUGGAGGUCUGUCAAUGCUUUGCCUGAUUUUAUUUAUAUGGUAUAGCAUGAAUAUGUUAAGAUACCAGGCUGUGCCCUAGUGAACAGGUAGCUCUUCCUUUUUGAAACUUAUUGUGAAAGACCUAGUGUAUUCCUAGUUAUUAGGGUGGUGUUAUAGAUAUUCUUGAGGCUGAGCACUUUAUUUGUAUUGUAAAUACUUUCCUGCUACUGAAUACAUUUGUGGUACAUUCAGUAUGUACUGAAUCACUUUCCUGCUACGAAAACAAUUCUGCCCAAUUUAAUAAAAUGAUGUUUAUGUAUGUAUUAAGGAUAUGCAGUGACACAUCUCCUCUUCUUUUUAUUAACCCCAUGGGCAGUUAGUCACUGAAUAUAUCCCCAUAUUUAUGAAGGAAAUGUUUAAGUGAAAGGACAGAGGUUCCAGGCUGCUGAAAGUUUAGCUGGAAGGUCAUUUGAAACUAAGCAAUAUAAAUAUACUCGGGGAACAGUUCUGGGGAGAUGCUGUGAAGACGUAGGUCCUGUACAAAGACAGGAAAUAAAUACAAAAAAAGUUGGGAAGCGGUUCAUGUUUUCCCCAGUCACAGCAGAGAGGAUUCAUCCAUGCCAUGGAUUAUUAUUUUUUGCCUUCAAAUGAGACUUCAAAGUGUCAACACAGUGAGAAAGCCAUGUCAGCAACCUGAUACUUCAGUCCUUAUGUUGCAAUUGGGCAUGUGAUGACCCAACAACAAAUUAUCCCCUCUUAUUUGGGAGGUAACAUAAUAGGAUGGUCUUUGCCUGAGCUCCCAUUCCUGCCUUUAGCCAAAAAGCAAUGGUUGAACAUGGAAUACAGUACUCAGUUGCUCCACACAGACAUCUUCUUUUGCUUUUGUAUUCUCUGCUGUUCCUGUAGCUGAGCCAUCUCCACCGCGCUAGGUAUUGUCUCUAAAUGUGGCAUGCAAACUGUGAGACAUGUUCCUCCAGAACUCCGAGUUGGGAGGGGGGGACAUAAAGAGCAUGUGGGUGUAAUGUAACAAAUCUACAGAGGAUAGAAAUAUAUGAGGCUGCUUACUAGCAAAGAUUCCCUGUUUCCUGAAGUUUCAGUAUACAAUGUUUCGGUUUAGGGGAGUGGAAAUAAGUUUUAUAAGCAGUGCUGUGUUGAUCUGCUACAAGAUGUGAUCCAGAUGUUUUGACACCAAAUGUCCUGGGGUUGCACUGUGGCAGAAUUAUUUAUUUGUUAAUUACGAAGUACCAUCCUCCAGGUUGCUGGUGCUCUAGCCCUAGAAUGGAACAUGCCAAGUUCACUCUCUUGAGAUGAAGCCUGCUGUGUACUUAUUAUUUUGACUGUGGCAGUGUAAAACUUUUUCCAUUUGGGGACUAUUAUAGUAAGGAAGUGAGGUCAUAAUCUGGCCCUCUCUUUUCUCAAAUGUUAAAACAUCAUAUUCCUACAAUAUUUGCAUCUACAGGCAUCUAACAGCCAUGAAGCCCAAAUGUUUUUGCAUGUAUAGUACAUGAUUUUUGUAUACACACGAAAGCGCUGGAAUUGAACCACCGCGUAACUAUACAGAGAAUUUCCCUCAGAGGUCUUGCUUUUUUGUGUACGUGUGGGAGAGAAAGCCUAGGGUUUGUGGUCUGGAGCCUUGACUGUGAAGGGUUCCCAAAUGUGCCCUCUUGCUUUGUAAAUGUAAAAGAUGUUAGUGGACCAUGGGGAUCCCAAUAAAAGAAAACAGCCCGCCCCUCUGCGCUUGCAUUUGCAGGCCUAGUGAAGAUGUCCCAAACAAUUUGGUUCAUUGUACUCCUUGUUCUUUGUUCUUACUAGUUAAUCAUUUUCGGCUUGUGUAUGCUGCCUUUGUGCCGACACAUAUGGCGCUGCCCUAGAAUGAACAGUAUUUCUUUCUCUCACAUUUUGCCCUGGUCAGUUUUGCUAUAGAAAUUAGGUUAAACCGGGUGUCUCUGUGGAAGGUAGCACAGUGCAAAGUCUCUGAGCUGAAUUAUCUGGAGCAGAUGAAACAUGAAAUGCAAAUCUGUCAUGAUACCUUGCAUGUUCUGCAAUCUGCUGCUUUCAAAGCUGGGGGAAAGGAGGGGGAAAACAUCUGAGAAGCAGGGCUUAGUAUGAUAAAUGGUGGCUCUUGCUUCCAAUGAGAAAUGUGAAAGCCUUUGAUGAAUACAACACUAUUUACUACAACGGUACCCACUACAAAGCAAGGGUGCAAACCGGUGGAGGCUGAUCCAUUAGGGAGAAUGGGGCACUACCCCACCCAUAUCAAUAUGCCCUUGGCCAACUCCCACCUGCCUGCCUUGUUAUCUACAGAAGUGGCCCAAGCUGUCAGCUUCCUCCUCCUUAGUAGUCUCAGUGUUGCCCUUGUAGAACUUAGCAGGGUGGAGAAUGGGGGCAAGACCAGAAUUAUUUGGCUCUGUCAUUGGCUUUUGUGGGGAAAGGGGGGUUGACAAGGCACUUGAAAGGAGCGUAGAGUCAAUAUAUGGGAAGCAAGGAAGUAGCCAGAAAGAGGGGAAUAAACUAAGAGACGGCAGAUGUGCAGUGCAUUACAAUUCCGAAACAACAGGCAGAAAACCCACUGGGAAGAAUUCAACAGUGUUUCAGCUUGCUGGAUGGAACAAUUACUCCUCUAUUCCCCACACACUGGUUUUUUUGGGGGGUGGGGUUCUACCCACACUCAACCCCGGCUCAAGUUCGGGGAGUUUGGAUGUGAGGAGAGGAGAAGGGGAGAAAGUCCUGCUACACAACAAAAGCUGUUGUGCAGGGCUUCUGCUGACAGGACUCAUUUCCAGGUGAUUUCGGGGAGAGUUGGGGACCCGCUAUUCUGGGGCAUGUUCUCAAUUCAGGCAAGGCAACAGUGCCCCAUGCAAAUUGAGUGUGUGACAUGCUCUCCAAACCUCAGCAACAUGAGCAACUGCCAUAGCAGAUAUACGGGUGAUCUCAUGUGGAAAGGGUUCUUUGAAGACAGAAAAUGUGAGCACCACUGUGAACAUUCAGGUCCCAGGUGUUGAAUAUGUCCCACACUGAAAUGUCAGAGGUAUGUUCAUAGGCGAGAUCUCUGCAAAAUACUUUAAAGGGCAUUCAGGAGGUAACCUGCUUCAAAAACCCUUCUAAGCAGAAAAGAGACAUGCAGAAGCUAACAUCUCUCAGGUGUCAGGUGAAACGUUUUAUUUCUUGUGGAAAGAACUUUCCAUAGGCAAUGGAAGGUGUGGAUGUGCUCUAGUUGGAACUGCCGUGUACCCUUCCUAGUAUGAAGCGCAAUGCUCUUGAAAUUCCAUUGGAAUCAGUGGGAGAAAAGUAUCUCACUUUGCCUAGAUUGCAUCCUUGAUAAGUUUACAGUUACAGACCACGCCUUUGAUCCCUGGAAUGUUACAGUUUGUGUCAGAUGCUUUUAGGUUUUUAAUGACUUCCUUGCUCAGUCCGUGUUUCAGUGGAGUAAAACUGAAUGUGGAUAUGCCAGUUCGUUAUGUGAUAAAUUGGCAAAACGUGGAGCAAAAUGGCAAAUAGGGGAACGAUACAUGGCUGUUUACUUCACUUUCUAGAACUCGGCUUUGUAAUAUGUUCUUCACACUAUUUUUCUGCCGGUUUCAUAACUUGUAGCAUUUGAUACUCGAAUUUUGACUGAUCGGACGUGUGCUGAAGUCAAGGAGUGUGCAGUUUCUCAGCAGGAGAGGUUUUAAUUUCUCGGAGUGAAUGAGAAGAAGGUGGCAGAGUGUACUAAUUCUCAAGCGCUACCCUGUCCUGAGGAAACAAGACGCCUUUUGUGUGCAUCUUGGAUUAACACGCUUGUGUUUCUAUUCACCAGAUAAAGCCACCAAUCCUCUGAAUAGGCAAGAAGACUGGGAGUACAUCAUUGGCUUCUGCGAUCAGAUCAACAAAGAACUUGAAGGGUGUGUGUCCAGAAUUCAAACCCCAUUGCAAGGUUUUGUAGAAGUAAUUUUAAAUAACCUUGGGUGCUUUGAUGCUUAAUUUAAUGUGUUAAUUUAAUGUGAAAUUGUUAUAUAGGGACAGGCAGCUGAGAUUUUAUGUAGACAAUUUUGUUCCACUCCUAAAAUCUGGAAGUUUUAAAGGUUUUUGUUUUUUUCAGGGUAUGCUUGCAGAUAAAAUGUUGGAAAGUGUGAAUGCAGCUUAUGUAUUUAAGCUGCAAAAGUGAAGCCUAUGUCAUUUGAAUCACAUAGUUUUUCACCUGUUUACCCCUGCCUCUGUUUCCUACCCCUGCCUUCGUUGUUUCCUUUGUGUCGAUUUCUAGAGUGUAAUCUUCUAGAGGUAUGAACCAUUCUGUCCUCUCCUUCUUUGUAAAGCAUCAUCUACACAGACAGCACAACUAACUAACUAAAUAAAUAAGCAAGUAAAUAAAUAAAUAAAUAAAUAAAUAAGUAAAAAAAUGAAUGAUUUCAGUCCACAGAUAGCCGUGAGAUUGCUGGCUCAUAAAAUCCAGUCACCGCAGGAAUGGGAAGCAGUCCAGGCCUUGACUGUAAGUGUUCUUUAACUCUGUUUUUAAAAUUCUGUCCACUGUCUGUGUAUUCAGACAGCAUAAUUUCAACCAGUGUCUGUUGGGGUCUGCACAGGUAGUCUCCUAUGGAGACAUGACAUCCAGUUGUAAGGGCCAACUAGUACAAUGACAAUUCUAAUUAUCUUCCCUGUACAGUCGUACCUUGGAAGUCAAACAGAUUACAAGUCAAACAUUUUGGCUCCCGAACGCCGCAAACCCAGAAGUGAGUGUUCCGGUUUGUGAAUGAUCUUUGGAACCCGAAUGUCUGACACGGGUUCUGCAGCUUCUGAUUGGCUGCAGGAACCUCCUGCAGCCAAUCAGAAGCCACGCCUUGGUUUCCGAAUGUUUUGGAAGUCAAACGGACUUCUGGAACGGAUUUUGUUCGACUUCUGAGGUACGACUGUACAAUGUUUCUGUAAAAAGCAGUCAGGUUCUGUUUAAGUGCACAGUCCAAUAUUUAAGUAACCAGAAGAAAAUCACCAGGGGACUUGGAUUGGUUUCCUGGGGAGUCUUGCCUUAUGCCAAGCACAGGUAAUGUUUGAAGGUUUCAUAGGUAACCUGUGACUAAUUUAGGGAUCUCUAUUCGGAUAGGUCCAUCCUGAAACUUAGAUUUAUCUUGUGUGUAUAUGUGCAUUUUACUUGAUUGCAGGUGCUGGAAGCUUGCAUGAAGAACUGUGGGCAAAGAUUUCACAACGAAGUAGGGAAGUUUCGUUUUUUAAAUGAGCUAAUUAAAGUUGUGUCUCCCAAGGUUAGUAUGGUUUGCUUUUUCUACACUUGUUUAUAUGUCUCAUUUGCUUAAAUCCAUAAAACAUGUUGUGCAUCAGAUUCCACUGGAAUCAGCUGGGCUAUCAGUAAAUAAAUAACAUUCGCACACUUCAGAAUGUUCCUCACUUUCUCUAGACCAUUUAUUCUCAGUCUGGAAUCAUUCGUGCUUGUCCUCAACAUGACACUUUCAGAUUGAUUCUAAAUCCUGCUGUCCACAAGUUUGGGUGUGGUUACUUCAUACACAUUUCAAAAAACCCUCCCUUUUAUUAGAUUAUUCACACCAUCUCCUCCUUGCCCCUGCCCCAGGGAAGAAGUAGUGAUUGCAGUCUUGGUAUAUGCUCCCCCACAAUGUAAAUACAGUGGUACAUUGGUUUACGAACUUAAUCUGUUCCGGAAGUCCGGUCUUAAACCAAAGCAGUUUUAAACCAAGGCAUUCUUUUCCGUAGAAAGUAAUGGAAAACGGAUUAAUCCAUUCCAGAUGAUGAAAAGCAAUCCCUAAAACAGCAAUUUCACAUGAAUUUUACUAUCUAACAAGACCAUUUCUGGGUUAGGGUUAAUUUUAGGACUGGGUUAGGGUUAGGGUAAGGAUUAGAAUUAGGGUUAGGGUCAAGGUCAGUGUCAUUUUAUGUUUUCUUGUGAUUUUGAUUCAUUUCCAGUUGGUUUGCUGGGGAGUGCCUGGCUGCCUUCAGGUGGUGUAAGGGCUCUAAGAUGCAGCUUCCGGGCUGCCUCCACCUUCCCCGACCCCCACAACUAUUCAACCUGGCUGCCUGCAAGCAGGAGCGGGGCAAGGAUCUCUCAGCUGUGAAGGGAGGCUUCACGCUGCCUAUCAGAGCAGCCCUGAUCCCAACUCCUACUUGCGUGCAAGCAGGAGGGGGCAGGGAUCUCUCAGUUAGGCAGCGCGAAGCCUCCCUUCCCAGCUGAGGGAUCCCCGCCCCUCCUGCUUGCACGCAAGUAGGAAUGGGAUCGGGGCUGCUCUGAUGGGAAGGGAGGCAUCGUGCUGUCUAUCAAAGUGGAACAAUGUGCCUUUGUGCAGUGGCGGGAGGUUUGGGUUGCCGCUCUCAGCCCUCCUUCUCCGCCUUCCAUGCCUGACCCACCGCUCACCGUUUUCCCCCCACUGCUGCCACCAAAGAAUCAGCAACUCACAGGGCUGCCCAGGUUCAUAGAGAAAGGAGAGAGAAGCCUCGGAGGACAGGGAGAUGUGGCGGUACCCCCGAAUGUCACUUUUUAUACCAAAAAACCCCUGCAACCCAGAACACUCAUUUCCGGGUUUGAAGUGGUCGUAAUCCAAAAUGUUCGUUAACUUAGACUGUUCGUAACCUGAGGUACCACUGUACAACAUCCCUGCCUUGCUGGCACUGCCUACAUCCAUUUUCAUCUCUUUUUAAAUGGACACAAUCAAAAUUGCAAAAUCAAGAUGUAUUUUCAGAUCAAGACCCAAUUUCUCAAGAAGAGCUUUUCAGGGGCAAAAAAUAUGCAGCAGAUCCGAAUCAUGUUUGGACUACAUAGAAAAAACAAAUACUCUGUCUGCAUGGACCCUAGAGUAAAAUAUUAUAUGUACAUAGCCUGUAUUUCUCAGACACAGAAACUGUUUUGACCCACAACUCACAUACCUAAUGGUUCAAAGUAGGUUCUUUUAUGUGAGGACAGAGAAAGCAACAUCUUUCCCCUUCUUGGCUAUUCUUGCAGUACCUGGGAGACAGAGUGUCAGAGAAGGUCAAAAGCAAAAUAAUUGAGCUGCUGUACAGUUGGACGGUGGCUCUGCCAGACGAGUCCAAAAUCAAAGACGCCUACUACAUGUUGAAAAGACAAGGUGGGAAACAAUUUCCUUCUUCAGCCUUUCAUAUACUCCUUAAGCUGCUGUUCAACAACACUUUAUAGUUUUGUGACCUCAGAGGUAGUAGCUUCUGCACACCUAGACAGUGAACCAGUUUGAUCAAGAGUCAUGCUGCCUUAUCCUGCCCAUUGCAGGAUCUUAGCUGAGCUGUAGGGUUCAGUGCUGUGAUGAUUAUGGCCCUGUCUCUCUAUUUUGUUACCAUUGAUUUCCAACUCAUACACCAGCUGCUUACUUUUUUGUCCCUCGCUCCUAAUGCUUCGUUUAAGGCCACAUGAUAAUCAGGAAGUGUCAGGCAAGUAAGAGAACCCAAGGCAAGCUCACACGCUCAAGGGCACAAACAUGGGCUUACAAGAUCAUGAGAGGGAGCAAGUCUUAAAGACAUCCCAAAGUGAAUUACAGGAGUUCAGCUGCAGACAGAAAAGCCCAUCAUAGCCUGUCAGCAGCUGAGCUGCAUACUGACAAUCAGUAGGAAUGAGACUCAGAACAGGGUCUGGUUCUUGUCUGCUAAUUGUAUAAGGCACUGUAGCCUUUUACCUACCUUCUGAGAUGGCAGUCCACUAAGAGCACCAUUUGCAGGUAGCAGACCCUAGUUCAAUGCAUUAAGAUGGCUUUAAUAGGAUAUAGCUUGCUGGGUUUUUUGUGUGCAGGCAACUGGCAGUGAACAAGCAAACCCAGAGAGCUUUCCUGUAAAGAGUGACAAUGUUUUUCUUCCUUUUUGCAUCCAGGCAUUGUGCUGUCUGACCCUGUAAUUCCUGCAGAGAGUACCCUAAUCCCCUCCCCUCCAGCUCGUCCCAAAAACCCUGUGUUUGAUGAUGAAGAGAAAUCCAAGGUAAAGCUAACUGCAAAAAUUAGCACUGUAAUUCUUAGAACUUGGCAACAGCUGAGGCAUCUUCUAGCGCUUGACAAAGGAUAGCAAAUAUAAAGAUCUAAACCACCGUCACCCCUCAAUCUGGUUUGCUAUAGUUUUAAAAAAAAAUGUCCAAGGUUCAAAUGUUUUGAGUAGUUCCUAUUUCUCACGAGUGUCGUAGCACGACAACUUAACGUUUUGGAAGUUUUCGCAAAUGCUUUUGUAGCUUACAAAAUGUGUUUAACUCCUUGUUGCCUCUUUGUGUUGAGGGCGGAGGAGGCUUGCCUCUUCUGCAUGUAGAGUAGCAGUGAAUCUCUCAGGAACACUCGGCUGACUUUAGCCAGCCAUGACCCUAGGGGUCCCUUCCAACUCUGCAAUUCUAUGAUUAGCUUCAUUUAAAUUUCUCUUUACUGUUUGCUGAAAGAAAGGGGGCAAGAGCAUGUUAUGGUCUUUAAACUAUGAAAAAAAAUGAAGCCUGGGAAAGCUCUGCAUGGCUUCACUGAAGAAAAUGUAAGAUGUGUUGUGUAUGUAUGUGAACAGGAGAGGAUGAUGAAGUUUGCAAAUUAAUAAUAAUAAUAAUCAUAAUAAUAAUAAUGGUAUUUGUACAGCACUUUCCCUAAGGACUUAAGAGCUUCACUUUCAUUUCCCCUGUCAUCCAUACAACACUCCUAUAAGUAAACCAGUCUUAUUAUCCCCGUUUGCAGAUGAGAGAGAGAGAGAGAAGUUAAACUAAUUUAAGGCUGGGAAUUUAGAAACCUUAUAACUAGUUUGUACUGGUGGAAGUUUUAGAAAGAUGCAAUUUAGGAUUUAGUAAUGUGCAUGCUUAAUUGGUGGCUGUUUGGUUAGUAUUCUUUUUCCAUUUAUAUACUCCUCUUAUAUUCCAUUUAUACAUUUUCAAACUCUAGUUAUUGCUGAGUUUAUAUAGUUUUAUCAUUCCUAUGCUUUGAUUUAAAUAGAUCUUUCCAAUUUAUUUUAUUUUUGGUCUGACUCCGGUCCCUUUCUGAUUACCAUUGCCACCUCACUGGAGCGAAACUUAAGAACUUAUACUCUCAGUAGUGACUCACCUAGAGCAUUCAGUGAGUUUAGGCCUGAGCAGGGAUUUCCAAGUCACGGCUCAUGCUCUUGAACAUGGUGCAAGGGUCUUCUUGUUUGGCUAUUUGGCUAUUGCAACAGACUUUCUGCUUGCACAGUGGAACCUUUCCCUCUUCUGCUCUCCCCUGCAGCUCCCCACAGACCCUCACCCUCCAGAGCAGACUUUGAGGAUGUGUGGGGAGAAGAAGGGGAAGUCCCAUUGUGUGAAUAGAACUCUGCAUGCACAGGAUUGGAUGCAACCCAGAAGGACUAUUGCUGUAGACUGCUGCUGUCUCGAGAGAGGACGGAAUAGAAGUGGGUGUCAAAUGGACACUCUAAAGCUGAGAUGAGUAAUUUAAAGUGCACUUUCUUGUCUUACUCCUCUUGCUAAAUGAACCUCAUCCCUAGCUGUAGUUGUCAUAGAGUGCCUCUGCACCAACCAUGCUGAGGUUGGCGCAGACCAGUGACAAUCCAACAUUGGCUCCCUCCAACCCCGGUCCUGAUUCUGAAGUAGCUGGUGAUGAACUGCUGUCAGCUUCCCCUAUCGGAGCACUGAAACCACUAGCCUGAGCAAGCUAAUAUGAUGUACGUUCCAAUAGCAUCCACGUUUCUUGCUUCUGUUCUAAUGUGUUCAUGAUCAGAGUGCCAAAAGUUGGAUGCUUCAAAGACAAAUCAAAACUUGGUUAAUGCAAGCAUAAGGUAUCAAUUCCUCAACUGAGAAUCUGCAAAACCAGGAAAAGUUCUGUCACUCCUAAAACACUUUUCCUAAAAGUUUUUUUCCCUUUUUGCAGCUUUUAGCUAAACUGUUAAAAAGCAAAAAUCCAGAUGAUUUGCAAGAGGCAAACAAGCUUAUUAAAUCUAUGGUGAAAGAGGUGAGACUGAGCACUUAAUCAACAUAUCUGUAGGAGUGAUCAUUGUUUGGGGCUUGUUUUGUAAUUUUAAGCAUUUUUAGAAUAUUUGAGCCGUACCAUUGGGCUGCUAUAAUGUCAGAAGACCUGAAUAUCUGUGCUGUCUGUAAGCAAUGCUCUGGUUUCCUUCCUGAGUGAAAGUUCUUACCCAGGUUUGAUGCUGCAAUUCGAGAUUGCAUAGUAAGCUAAGAAAAGCUGCUCAGUGAUUUAUAGCCCCACUUUGCCUGGUAUUCCUUGGGGUAACUGAUAGCUGCCGAUGCCCUAGUCCUUUUCCUGCUCAUCCUCCCAGUCACAGCCCUACGCUGUGCAGAGCUAAGUGUGCUUCCGUCCAUUGUAAUUGGUGGGCUUAGGCAUGCCUAAUUCAGCUGGGUUUAGGAUGGGGGUUUGGGUACAAGUUGCAAGGACAGAAGUUCCCUUUUCCUCUAGUGCCAUAGGCUGUCCUUGUCUUCGUUGGGUAUGGCAUUCCUGUCUCUGAUUUCCUCUGAUCUUACGUUGGCCUUUUGCAUUUUCCCCCCCAAAGAAAAGCAUGAAAGUUGCUUUGAAAAUAGACGUGCAGCAUGUAUGAAAGGCUCAGGGAGCAGAAGGGGCAAGGAGUUGUCUGGUUGUUCAGGGUUAACAGGCCUCUCUUGCGGAGACCAGAUGCAAAGAAGGACAAGAGCACCUGUGCCUUUAAUGGCUGCCUGGAAGAGAUAAUGUGGGCAAGUGUACCUUUUCUCACACCUGCAAAGUGAGUUGCACCUGCCAAAACUCCCCUCUUCUAGGCAACGAUUCCAGUUACAAGAGCUUUGUUCUCCUGCUCGUUUGGUCAUCCUUGCUUCAUUUCCCAUGGCUUCCUGUUUCUCCCCAUGAUCUAUGUAUCCCUUUCCCCCUCUAGUUCAAUAUAUAAUUUGCUCCUACCAUUUUACCUAAUUUUGUGCAAACAUUCCUAGGAGUAAAUCCCACUGAAUAAAGGAGUGGGUGGGGGUCUUAUUACUAUGGAUUGACAGUUGCCUGUUUUGCAAAUGUAUCCCCAGAAGUCAAAACUUCAGGACUAUUUUGAUAGCAGAAGGUAGGGGCUCUGUAGACAGAAUUCUGUAUCCGUUGGUGAUAAGUAACCAGACUUCUGGAUUCUUCAAGCCAACUUGUCCUGGACAGUAGCAGAAGAACAAAUUAAAGACUCAUAUCACCUCUUUUGCUUUAAAAUUUGAAGGAUGAGGCACGCAUACAGAAAGUCACAAAGCGCAUGCACACAUUGGAGGAGGUGAACAACAAUGUGAAGCUGUUGAACGAGAUGCUGGUUCACUACAGCAAAGAAGACUCUUCGGAGGCUGACAAAGAGCUGAUGAAGGUGAGUGUGAGUUCUCUGCUGGUAAAACCUUGAGUGCUUGUUCCCCUCUGACUUCCAUCUCCCAACAUGAAGGAAUUUUAUAGCCCAGCUUCCCCUGCAAAAAUAGGUGCAGGCAUCGGUCGCCCCAGUUUCUUCUGGGGAGGAAAAAACUUAAACACAUAGCAGAGUUUCCAAACAAUAGACCAGAAGCAAUUGUACUUCAUCCAGCAGAGAUUUACUUCUAUUGAAGGCAAAUGAGCAUAAUGAUCACAAAUACAGUACAUUCAGGAUUGGCACAGUCCAUAAAAAUCGAGUUGCAGCACUUACAAUAAAAUUUACAAAAACGUAUCAUAAGACUAAACCUUAACACUAUAGCAUACGGAACAGGACACGAGAACAAAGGAGAGAGAAAGAGAAAGUAAAAACCAGGCUCCUUCUGGCUUAUAUUUAUAGUCAACAAGAUCUUAAUUGGAAAAGAUAAAAGAACCAGUUCAAGCCAGCUGUACUCCGCUGCUCUAUAACCCAAACAAUCAUGAAGUUUCUUUCAUACAGAGAAGCUUCCAGAAACCUCUUGAAUAAACUAGAAUAAGAAAGAUCUCUACACAUCAGAUCAAUACUUUCUGCACUAAGAAAUGCAAACUGACAGCAUCACUCAGCUAAGGAGAAGGCAAUCGAGGAAAACAAACGAGACUUUUAAUGAUUACUGGUUAUUUUCAAGAUAUUUCCAGGUAUACAGCAUUGGGGUACGUUAAUUACAUUAAAAACAACAACAACCCAAAAUGCAUAACUAUAACAAUACAGUGCACAUCUAUCACCAACAUGAAAGAGGAAUAGCCAGAGGCAGUUGUUUACACUCAGGUAACACCAACUGCUCUUCAGUCACCAGAAGCAAUUCAGGAGAAAAGGUGUCUCAGUAAUAAUGCCAAUUAGAAGUUCUUCUGAGUGAGCGGUGUCUGCACAGCACCUCUCUGACCCGCUACAUAAGUUUAAAAGUGUUGGCAAAUAUGUCUCUCUUGCUUUCACCCCUUAUGACUCAAUGUCUCUGCAUCAAUUUUUCUGUUAGCGCAAGUGUCCACAUCUUGGACCACCAAUAUUGUAUCGAAAUCUUGUGUCAAGCCUUUGCAGUGGUGAUGCCUUGGGCUUUUGUGCAUAAGUAAAUGAGGUUUCAGUACAAAGGCCUGCACGUGUCCAUUUUGACUCAUUGGCUCCUAUCUCUCACCUUCUCCCCACCCUUCCCCAGGAGCUCUAUGACAGAUGUGAAACCAAGAGGCGGAUGUUAUUCAAACUGGCCAGCGAGACAGAAGAUAAUGACAGCACUCUGGGUAAAACUAUAAGUUUUUCUUUGCAGGACCGGAGGUAAACUGGGACAUGCUUUUGCCUUAAUAGGUGGUUAAAAACCUGGAUAUUACCUAUAAUGUCAGCUGAAAAGAAUCUAUAAUCCAUAUAGGUAAGUCAGUGGUGUUGGAUAGAAUAUCAGAUAUAUAUAAUAGGAAGCUGCCUUAUACAGAGUAAGAGCACUGGUCCAUCUAUAUCAAUAUUGUCUACACUGGCUGGCAGCAGCUCUUCAAAGUUUCAGGCAGGAGUCUCUCUCUGACAUACCUGGAGAUGCCGGGAAUUGAACCAGAUAUCUACUGCAUGGAAAGCCAGGGCUCUGCCACAGAGCCAGUGUGGUGUAGUGGUUAAGAGUGAUAGACUCGUAAUCUGGGGAACCGGGUUCGUGUCCCUGCUCCUCCACAUGCAACUGCUGGGUGACCUUGGGCUAGUCACUUCUCUGAGGUGUCUCAGCCUCACUCACCUCACAGUGUUUGUUGUGGGGGAGGAAGGAAAAGGAGAAUGUUAGCUGCUUUGAGACUCCUUCGAGUAGUGAUAAAGUGGGAUAUCAAAUCCAAACUCUUCUUCUAUGGCCCUUCCCCAACCACCAAAUCUUCCUUCGUCUACAUAAAUCCUAAAUAUUCAUAGCAGAAGUGGAUGUGGCGAAAGCCAGAGAAGCAUAUAACCGCAGCACCUACAAAGGCAGUGCUGUUAGGGGUGGGUGGAUUUCUUUGUCGUGGAAAUGAAUGAAAUCAAAUGAGCUGGUCCCGUUCGUAGCCUGAGAAAGCAUUGCUGAAGAUGAAGUUAUUUACAUUGGUAGUUUACUGUUUGUGUCUCCGCUACAGGCGACAUCCUGCAGGCUAGUGACAACUUAUCACGCGUAAUAAAUUCCUAUAAAAGAAUUAUUGAGGGGCAAGUCGUCAAUGGUGAAGUGGAUAUUCCUGGGCUGCCUCCAACAGAUGGUGAGUCAUAUUUUUCAGGAGCAACACCGGCCCUUCUAUGAAAUAUCAUGUUUCCCAGCUUUUGUAUAAUCUUAAAAUUAUAUGUCACUUACAAUACGUAAGUACUUCCUAAUCCCUUGUUCUAAAUUGUUAAGUCUUUUUACAAAUAACUCUUCCUUUCUAGAUUGCUACUCACCAUAAUCAAAUCCCAAGGUGAAGAAUUUAGCAGAGACUUUUAGCCCCAGUUCAAUGGCUACACAAUUGUCUUUAACCAUUCUAGGAAAAGCCUCCCAAAAGGAUGCCGGUGUCUUCUUACAACUAUCUGAUCAUUCUAUUUUAGACAAGACAGGGCUAUCCUAGAGAAAUGGCAAUUCUAAGAUGAUUCAAUCUGCUUAUAUGAUACAUACAGUGUGCUUUGAAGCAGUGGGUGGGAGUGGAAUCAGGAUAUCUCAGCAUGGAUAUGUUUUGCUCCUUCAAGAUCCAUCUGUAUAGGGCCAGCUGCAAUGAAAGUGGUUUUUCAUAUAGGAGCUCCACAGGUCUACUUCCGAGAUUAACACUGACACAUAUACCCAGAAAUGAUUUAUGGGUAUAGAUAUGCAAAAGAAAAAGUGGGUGCAAAACUGGCACCAGAAAGGGCAACUAUUCAGAGGGGAGAGGGAGAACAUUUCAGCUUCCAAGGACGUUCUGUUCAUGAUUGUCAAGUGGCCUUUCUUGAAUAAAGGAUUCCGGAGUGAAACCAUUGACUUACAACAGGGGCAGGGAGUUGGAUCCUGACUUCCACCCUCUGCAGGCCAACUUUGACAGGUGGGCACGGUUGCCCAGCUGUCAGUCACCGGACAUCAUUAUGAUGCCAGCUGAUCAGCAGUUAACAGCAAGCCCCUUUGAAGUUCAUUUGCAGGCCUGUUUGGAUUCAAACUGUACCUGCAAACAGACAAAGCAAGGCUCAAGGUGAGCCACUUCAAAAACAUUCUGUCCGUGAAAGUGCACCUUCAAAGGGGCUCGCUGAAAGAGGGCCCCCCAGCUGCACUAAAUCCCCAUUGAAGAUUCAUGAAAUGCUAUCCUGAGUUAUAGGCGAGAGUAUAUGGGGGUUUUUUGGGGGGGUUGUCAACAGUGUGGUCAGAAGGAAAUUAAAUGCAGAAAGCUACAGGUGAUGCUAAGUUGGUGUUUAGUUGCUGGUAACAGACAUUGAUUAGCUGAGAGGUUCUAAGAGGGAGCAUCUUUGCAUUCCUGAUCAGGUUUCCAGGAAGACAAAGACUGAGAGUAAACGCUCACAUGGGAAUCUGAGCCAGGUAAAAGCUGCCUCCUUUCUAAUGGGGAUCAUUGUUUGGCUCCAGCUGAAAAAUAAGCCCCAUCUCUGAUGUCAGCAAUCUCUUAACCAGAAAAUUGCCAAGAGCCUCCCUAACUACUCUGAACUUACAUUACAAAAGGCCUGGCCAGUUCAGACCAGUCAGGCCAUUGUUUAGAAGGGCUUAAGUGGAGCAUAUAUAUUCAGAGACAUUGCAGGAGAAUAGCUCACCAUUUAGGGUUAACUGCAGGGGGUAAGAAUCCCAGGUGGCCCUGUUGAUCUACAUCAGAAUACAGGGGUUUAUCGCAGCAUUGUUAAUUAUCAAUCAAUAAUUUUCUUUAAGAUGAGAGAGAGAAGAAAUUGCCCGGGAAAUGGCCAAGUUCGUACUAUCAAUGCAAAGAGCUGAAUGCAGCCAAAAGUCUGUUUUGAACAUCUUAAUAAAAUUAGGGGAAGUCUGUUUCUUUUUUUACACAGAGAGGCAUACUUUAAUAAAGUCUGAGUGUGUACCUCCCCCUGCUUCCAUGUCCCCUUCCUUUGUUGUCUCUUUAGUGUCCUUUUUUAAAAAAAGAAAAAUAUUGUAACCCACUUUGGGUAGAGUCCUGAACUAACCAUCCAGGUGUCCUUUACCUACAUAAAGAACUCAUAAUACAUUCUGCCCUAGUACAGCAGUUUCUCAGAAAUGAAAGCUGGCCCCUUGGGUGAGAUGGCCACUCAACACUAUGAGGCUUCUAGCUUCUCCUCCCUCUGCCUCAAAAAUCCACUCUGGAGAGCAGGAAUCUGACAUCCCAUUGUACAAGUAGGUUUCUGUUAAGGAAGGAGUUGGACAUCAUUGAGUGUUGCCCAUUGUGUCUACUUGAACACUGUGUGAGGGUGCCGGUCAAGAAAUUUGGGCAAAAGUGGUCGCUUUUUAGGACCUGGGUAUCUUGAGGAUAAUGGUGUGCACACUCAUGGAAGCUUGAGGGACCGGCAGUUCAUGUUUGAAGGUUUACUACAGGAAGCAUAGCCUGGAGAAUUUGAAAACCGAUGCUAUUCUCAGCAGCAUCUAGGCAUUUGCACCACCACUGCCCUCCUUGAUUAGGAUAAUAUGUUAUAUUGUUUGUAUGCAUCCCAUGCCAUAUUUUAUGUUCUCUCCUCAUCACUGUAGGAAGUGAUUCUUCCGUUAACAUCAGUACACUCAUUGACUUGGCGGGACUGGACAUUUCUAGUACGCCUCCGCCACCACCGAUUCCCCCAACGACGUUGACACCAGCACCGACAUUAACUCCAGCUCCAGCCUCGUCAGAAAUCCCCAUCCUACCACCUCCCCCUCAGACCAUCGGUCACUCCCGGAGUCGUUCGUCGAGCCAGGCAGAAGCCACUUCUGCUCUCUUGACGAGCUCGGCCAAUUCCAUCUCUUUGCUUGAUGAGGAACUGCUAUGCUUAGGUAAGGCAGGUGUGGUUUGGGUGCACUGGCUGUGGAAGGUUUCUGGCUUCUCUUCAGAUCAUACAAAUCUUUCGCCUUUUCCUAAGGGCUUGGGUGGGAGGCACUGCUAAGUAGCUGCUGCACACAGGUUUGCCGGUAUUUUUGCUGAGUGUCUGUUGUUCAGAAAACGCCCCCCGCCACACCUCCCCAGAAAGAAAUAAAAAAAGUCUCUCCACUUGAAUUUACUGGACUGGGUUAUCACUGAGAGCUACAGAGAGUGGCGUGUCCAUAACAAAUUAUAAUAAAUUUUUAUUUAUACCCCGCCCUUCCCGGUUCAAAAACCGGGCUCAGGGCAGCUAACAACAAGUUUAAAAUACUUAAUUGUAAAAGCAACAUAAAAUACAGUAUAAAAACGUGAAUAACAAUAAAAUUCAAAGUUCAGAAAUCAAUUUAGAGGAAAUCCAUCUAAUAAACAUUAGAUAAUCACCAGAUUAUCUAACCUUACCUGUUCUGGAGAUACCACUGAACAGGAGGAAGAGCACCAUCUGAGAAGUUGCAGAAGUUGGACACCCCUCCAUCGUGCCUCACACCCAGCUCCUUACAGCUGCCAGCUGCUAUUGGUGAGGCCGCCAGAAGGGAUAGCAAGAACUUCCAGGCACCAUUUUGCCUAGAUUUAGCUCAGCUAUGUUCAGGAAGCAGAAUAUAAGCCUAAUUAUCUUUUGAAUGCUGCCUUGGGAGGGCUUUGCCUUGAAAGGAGGCAUGUUAAGUACCAAGCAGUGCUUUCCCCCCUAGAAAAAUAGGUGCCGGUCCUCACCAUGAAGUUUUUACAGUAAAUGCCACACUUUUUAACAACAAAAAGAGGUGCCAGUACUGUGUACCCUUGAGUAUCUCCUUAAAAAAAAUGCUGGUACUAUGAAUGGAUGGAUGGAUGGAUGGAUGAAUAUAGAAUGCAGAGCUUGCUUACCACUGGCUUGUUACAUAAUAAAUUCAAUCUUACAGUCAGAAUGGAGCAAAGUUCAGAAGUGACCAUAUGGAGGGUGGAUUUGCACUCAGGUGGAUCUUUCCCUUCUCAAUCCAUUGAAUAGUUAAAUGUCGGUUCAUCUGGGAUUAUUCCCUUAUUUACACGUUUUGCUUGCCCGUUCCUUUCGUUCCCUAAAAUGUUGUUUUGUGCUUAGGCCUGAAUGAUCCUGCUCCCACUGCAGCAAAAGAAGCUCCCGAGAGCAGCCAAUGGAACAUGUUCCAGGUACUUUGUGCUUUGUCAGUGUGAAUAAUUUUGCCCUCCCAAGACGUUAUCCUUUUUUGAAGGUCUGUGAGCCAGAGGAUUGGUAAUGCAUGUUAAUCUGUCCCGGGCUGAACAUUACUUUCAUUUUCUAGCUUGUAAUGUCAUGAGGGGCUGUACCAAUAAAGACCAGUCUGCCUUUCCCACUGGGAGAAAUCAGCUUCCCUCUUUCCCCCAACACACACCUUCAACAGCUUUUCUAAGACUGAAAUGAGGUGGUGCCUUUUGUGAUCUGUCCUGCUUCUGGCCUUAAGUUCUCACUCCCUUUUAGGGCAUGCCCCCCCCCGACUUUCAUUAUUAUGCUUGCAUUAUACCAGUUAUGCUAAUACCUUAUUGCCUUCACCAGCUACCAUUUCCCAAAAGCCUUUUGAUUUUUUACACGUCCACCACAGAUGGAGGAACGGCCCUUUUAUCUGCUUCCGUUUCCAGCAUUUACUUGACACCUUUUUAUACGUCUCGGCCACAUUUUUGUUGACUUUCUGAUUUUAAAUUGUUUUUUUAAAAAUUCUGAAUUAAGUGUCAUUUUGUGUCUGCUAAAUAGUAAAAUAAAACAAGUGAGAAUAAAAACGGGAGGAAAGUUAAACAUUUAUCAGUGUGUUGCAAAGCACCGUUUUUUACCUGUUUCCUCCGUUGCAGAAUGAACCAGUCGAUCUGGACUUCUUGAACCCAAAACCAGCUUCCGUUGCCUGUAACUCACCUCUUCUCCCUGCCCUGUCGCAGCCUGCGGGUAGAACGUCAGCCUCUCUUGCCUCCACAUUCACAGCCCCGCAGCCUGCCCCUACCUCAGCCCCUUUCAUAUUCUCUGCUGCGGCACCACUGGGACCGUCCAAUGCAAUGUCAGGUGCCCCUGGGUACCUGGGCUCUGCUAUGGGAAGUGGUGAUCUGCACAACAUGGAUCCCAUAGGACAUCUGGACGAGAGCAAAGGGUAAGGUUUUCUCCUCCUUUCUGCUUGGAAAUAAUUGCUGCUAUGAAUCAGAUUUUCCUCCCCUGCUCUUAGGUGGGACUUCAGUUUCCAUUGGUCCUGGCAAGCAUGGCCAAUGGUCAGGGAUGAUGGGACCUGUAAUCUUAACAUGGGAAGAGUUGCAGAUUCUCCGCCUUUGCCGUACAUCAAGGGCAGAUUGAAUGAAGGGAUGCUUCUGCCCCGGGGCAGAAGAUUUGGACACCUCUUCUACCUCGGGAGCAGGGAACUGUAUCUGGCCAAUUCCCCCACGCUCCAGGGCUGCCCACCUCUCGGUCACCUGAGAGCACAAUGACUUUGCCUUUCACCUGCUGUGUUUGAAAGAAGAAGAAGAAGAAGAAGAAGAGGAAGAAGAAGAGGAAGAAGAAGAAGAAUUAUUUAUUAUUUAUACCCCGCCCAUCUGGCUGAGUUUCCCCAGCCACUCUGGGCGGCUCCCAAUCAAAUGUUAAAAACAGUACUGCAUUAAAUAUUAAAAACUUCCGUAAACAGGGCUGCCUUCAGAUGACUUUUAAAGAUAGGAUAGCUGCUUAUUUCCUUCACAUCUGAAGGGAGGGUGUUCCACAUGUAGCCAUGCCAGCAAAGGCACAGUCCACAAACCGCAAAUGAUGAGCUGAUGGCUGGGUCUUGCAAGGCAAAGUGAGAGGCCCGAUAGCCAUGUGGGUAACUUUGCACAGGGCUUUGCUAUCGGUUGACUGGUGGGGCCAGCAAACACUUUUUGACUGAGCCAAGUACCUGCCCCACAUGGACAUCAUUUGUGGCAUCUCACUGCCAUGCUGCUGGAGAUUUUACUUAGAGGGAUUUUGGCAGGCAGGUACUCUGCCUCCCCAUGUUAAUGCAGAACGCAUUCAUUUCUUCAUUCAGCCCCAUCAAUCUGCAGGACACAGAACCAGGCAGUGGUGGGCAACACUGGCUUUUCAAAGGACAAUUGCUAUUUGUAGGAGGGAGCCGUUACAGAUGCUCACUCCCAAGUGCUUUAUACAGAGCGGGCGGGGGAUAGGUGCAGACUAGGUACCAGAGACAUUCAAUAUGUUUCUUUGCAUUCAUUUUCUUUUUUAACCUGCAUUUGUUUUCCGCUCCAUUCCAGACCUUCAGCUCAAGCAAACCUAGGUGCCUCUGUGUACCCUGGUGGAGUUGCAUUGCCCGCUGCUGCUGCUGCACCUCUUACAUCUGCUUCAGGGCUGCCCAUUGCAGCUCCAGGAGUCCCUCCACUUCCAUACCCAGGCAGCUGCCCUGUCGGGUCAGGAAGCCCCCUCUUCCAGCCAGCCUCCUUCCAGCAACAUGGAAGUCCUCUGAAAGGACCUGAGAUCUCCCUGGGCAACGUUCACGUGCCACUGGAGUCCAUUAAGCCAAGUAGGCAUCACAAAUAUUUUUUAUUGCUUACUGCUGAUACUGGAUUGCAUGUUUCAGUUCAUUUAGUUCAUGCCCUUUUAAAAUCUGGGAUUUUUUUGGGGGGGGUUAUUAGGGUCGUGUUUUUAUUUUGAUUAUAUUUUGUGGUUUUGUGGUUUGGUUUUAUACCUCCAGGUAUAAGGCGGAAUAUAAAUUCAAUCAAUAAAUCAAUCAAAGCCUCCUUAUUUUCAUAAUUUGGAGAGUUAGGAAUAUUUUUUUUACAAACCCAAGCUAUUAUCCUGAAGUCUUUUGGGGGUGUAGAGGGAGAGGGGUUUGGGAACUCUGCACAGCUGCAUUCCAUUCCCUAUUAGGCCCCCUCCUUCAAGGAGAAGCAUCAUGCUUUUAGUGUGACAACGAUCUUAUGGUUGAAAGGAAAAGCUUUGAAAACUGCUAGCCAGUAUUUGCUUCAAGCAGGGAUGGGGAGCCUGUGAGCCUCCAGCUGUGUUGGUCUCACCUAGUACAUCUUCACAUUUGCCUCAAGUUGCUUCCUAUCUUCUAGUGGUAUUAGUAGGAUGUGUGGGUUAGACUACAGUGCAAUAUCCCAGGUUUCCUGCCAGAAUACAAUCCAGGCUGGAACAAGGAUCACAUCUAAGGAAGGUGUAUAAUUAACCUUUCAAGGACACUGGUGUAUCUGGAGCAGACUUAUUUCUCUCUGGGGCAAAAUCUGCCCAAACAGAAAUAUAUGAAAGUCAAGAGGUUUUUGCACCUACUUUUAGGGACCAUCUCAUCAGCAUCCGCUUUAGAGAUGACGCUUUUGCUCAGAAUAGAGGCUUUGCAGAUUCUCUUAACGCAGCUCCCAGCAUUCCAAGCAUAACCCGGUGCCCUCCCAAGAUUUCACUUGCAUAGUUGUGUCAUGUAAGCACCUUCUCCCCCUUGCAGGCAGCGCUCUUCCUGUGACGGCUUAUGACAAGAACGGUUUGCGCAUCCUCCUGCAUUUUGCCAAGGAGUGCCCCCCCGGGCGGCCCGAUGUGUUGGUAGUGGUGGUUUCGAUGUUAAACACAGCACCCCUUCCUAUCAAGAACAUUGUGCUACAAGCAGCAGUGCCAAAGGUACCAAGAUGGCUGUUCUCAGGCACCAAUAGGGGAAGAGACCAGCAUCCUCUUGUUGCUGGAGGAGAGAUCAAGAGCUGCUCAUCCAGGCAAAUCCUGCUGGGUCAGGCGGUUGGGACCAGACUUACUUUCCAGCUGAUUCUAUCAAGAAGCAUAUUUUAUCUGCUGCAACAUUACAGGAUAGUUGUUGCAAGCUACUGUCUUAGGCCUCGGUCCUAAGCAUCUUUGGUUGGAAUAAAAUUCCACCGAAUCCAUGGGGCUUGCAUCCAUGUAAUGAGUUUAGAAUUAAGGUGUCAGUUAGUGUCUCCAUCCGGUUAAGUCCACUAGACAAAUAUUUGCUUUUAUGGUUUAGUCAGUGCUCAGUAAACACGCCCGCUUCCCUUAAUAUAUUUGUGUUCAGUGAUGCAACGUGACUGUUAUUUCUGCACAAACCACUGCUCUCGAUAAGAUUUUCUCCUUUGCUUUUUAAUCCGCAGUCCAUGAAAGUGAAGUUGCAGCCACCUUCGGGGACAGAGCUAGCUCCAUUCAAUCCCAUCCAGCCGCCAGCUGCGAUCACUCAGGUCAUGUUGCUGGCAAAUCCGAGGAAGGUGAGAAGACUUGCAUUCACAAUUUCUCCACCUUUUCUUAGAGAAGGGAUAUUGCCAUAUUCUACACAAUUAGACCAUUUAGAUCAAAUGUUCUGUUUCUGCUCAUGGUUGUCUUGAGCAGAGUUGAGAGUGAUCUUGCAGCAGACAGACCCCUUUGCUCUGAUAUCCAUGUUCCAAGGGAGUUAAAAUUUGAGUCCCAAGUGACAACAGGGAAUGGGGAAGCCUACAUACCCUUUGUGCUCUUCUGGUGAGCUACCAUAAUCAUCUGGCCAACUGCUGGUGGAAGAUAAAAGUGCUGUUUUCUAGAAUCUAGGAUGUUACUGAUCUGAAAGGAGGAAUUCAACAUCAUACUAAGGUUCCUCAGGCAAAGCAUUUCAGUCUGCCAGGCAGGCAGUUCUCCUCUUCCCCGUGUACUUUUCUGGGGGUUCCCCCCUUGCCAAUUUUGGGGAAUGUAGGGUGUGUGCAGGAGGGGGGGCAUGGUCCCAUUGCACAAGCAGAAGUCACUAUUCAUUUGUGACUCUCAAAGGGGGAAAGACUGGUGCACAUCUUACAUCUUCCUUGAAAUAGCUGUGUUGCACAGUCCAUAGUCUGAGAAUUAGAGCUACGGCUCUACUUGUAAGAUGGAGAGACACAUACAGUGGUACCUCGUCGAGUGUCCGUCUCGUCGAGCGCCCGUUCCAUCGAACGUCUGCGGCAAACCCAUAAGUAUCGGAACGGGUUACUUCUGGAUUCACUGCUCGCGCAUGCGCAGAAGCACUAAAUCGCACUAUGUGCAGAAGCGGCACUUUGUCUAGCGUCCUUUUCGGCUAGACAAAACAAGAUACUAAUGUAUCUCUCUCUACAAUUCUGUAUUAUACUGUUGUAUCAGCAGAUUUCUUUUCUGCCUACUGCCACACUUAGGGAAUAUGAAAGGAUGUCCCAUGCUUGCUUUUCUUCUGCCUAAUGCGUUUUUCAGCUUUACAACUUUGGACAGAACUGGAUAUAGGAUUUGUGCAUUGUUCUUUUUCCAGCAAUUCGUUGCCCCGGUUUGUAAAGUAUCAGACAAACUAUUGCUCAGCCCUGCUAGCGCUCAGAUAACGUCGUGGCACGCGCCAACCUUGUUCCAGGCUCCUCCGUCUUUCUACUGUGUAUUCUGGACUGCAGCUUUAUGUUGUUUCCUUCUUCCUUGCAGGAGAAGGUGAGGCUGAGGUACCGACUGACUUUCGCGUUAGGAGACCAGCCCAGCACAGAAGUGGGGGAGGUGGAUCAGUUCCCCCCAGUUGAGCAGUGGGGAAACCUAUGACCCAGAGGCACCCCAAAGGGACUGGAACGAAUGUGAAAUGGAAAGGGCGCAAGCGGUAUCCGGCAGCGAUAUUGAGCUUUGUUUAACAUGUCCUGUCCACUCCACUUGUAGCUUUGGUCCAGAAUGUUUCCUGCACUCUGGGGUGAAGCGGUCGGGGGCAUGAACACAGAGCAUGAACUUGUGUAGGCAGCCACAAGUAGAGGCCUGGAUGGUUUCUUUACUUUGGCCAAUCCGGUUCUAUCUUCCACUUUGCUAAACUUGAAAUCUGAUCAUUCUGGUGAGCUUCGUAAGCAGAAACGGAGCACUCUUCCCUCAGUGUUGGCCAGAUGUCUACAAAGGGCUAUGAUGCCUUCGUAAGUUUCUUUGGGGCAGAGCCCUAACAGAUGUUCCUGUGCUCGGUUUUUUGUUUUGUUUUUUACCUCCUUGGUGCCAGAACUUAGGACCACCUGCAGGCUUGCUGGGUAAUAAACACAAGCUCCACAAGGGGAGGUUUCUGCCAUGACCUGACACUCCCGUUUUCUUUUGUAAGGCAACAUCUACCCCAAAAGCCAGCACAGCUCAUACAGGUGAAUAAACAAGCUGUAUUAUUUUAUACAUGCCACACGUGAGCGUAAAAACACAUAGCUCUCAAUCUGCUGCCUUUGAUUUUAUACUUCCAGCUGACUCUGCAAUGUGCGCUUUCUAGGCAGCUGCUACAUUUUGGACGCACAUGGCUCUACAGUCGGUUUCCCCUCAGCAUUCAACAACUGUAUUCCAUUGGGGGGGGGGGUGUAAAAACUAUGACAGAGUCACAAAGGCACAGUUUGUCCACUGCUCCUGUGAGGAGCUUGGGGAGAAAGCGAGGGCAUCCACUCUUGGUGCAUCUGUCGAUCAGGGUUAAAGGUAGGAAAUGAUGCAGCUAAGACCUUGAUUCUUCUUUCAAGGGCAGUAUUAGUAGUUAGGAAUUAUACAAUGUACAUAGAGCUAUAGGAAAACACCAGACCUACAGAUAAGGGGAAACAGAAGCCAUGACAAUGCAUGUGCUGAAUUGAUUAUAUUGUAUUUUAUUCAUUCCAAAUAUUAAGUGGUUAAGUGCAAUUGUCUCCAGGAGGAGAUCCCUGUGUUGAGUCAGUCAGACUAAUAGUCCAACAUAUGGCACGUAAGCCAUAAAGUGAAUAUCACUGCUUUGGGUCUAGUAGUCACUUCCUCUGAUCUACUACAAUUAUUUUUGAUCUGAAAUAUCCUUUCAAAAAAACAGUUGUCCUGAACUAAUCAUUUUGCUUGGUUAUGAAGAAAAAAGGCUGUUUAGAAAAAAAUUUUAAACUCAAGUAGGCUAAGAAUUGCUAGGUGUAAUUUUAAGUACUUCUUGCCACUCUGAUCUGAAGGUGGAAAUCUGGCUUAAGCUGAAUUAAUUACGUUUCUUAAAAGCUCAGCCAGUCUUACAAACAGCCGUUCUAAUUUUCUGGACACCUUGUACUUAACAGGGAAGAGAUUUAACGGCGACCUGGAACAAUUGUCUCCUACAAAGGCUUGGGGUACUCACUGGGCUAAGGAUUUAUAGGCAGUGCAACCUAAUCUGUUGCAGCGUAAAGAGCUUCAGCAGUUAUUGGGAGGGUUCAGACUUGUGUACAGACUUGGAACUGUCCAGAAAGGGACAGACAUGGUCCAUAUGAACAAAAGGAGAGACUUGGGAGGAAAGUGUCCGCUAUGUUUUUGAGAACAGGGCGGCAUUUCUUCUGCCUCUUGAUCUGGUCCUCUCCCGUAUUUCAGUCUCUCUGCUGUCUCGUUUUUGCUUAGCAAGUCUGCCCAGCUCCCAUAGCAUAUCUAUAGAGAGCAGGUUUCACUGCUACAGCUUGCCUAUGAGCAAGUCACUCUCUCUCUCUCUCUCUGACUGAGGAAACCGGGGGGAGAGGGGAAGCACAAGUGCUUUCUCAAUGUCAGCAGUGCUGCCAUACCCAUGCUGUACAAGCCCAGUAGCAAGAUCCCGUCGUCUCACUGUGUGGAAAUGUACUGUUAGAAGCUUCAGAAGUUAUUUAUGAAUGUUACUUGUUCAUAGGCUGAAGUUGCAGCUUCCUACCAAACACGCAAAAGACUGUAAAUAUGUCUCGGAAGUACUUGUUUUUCUGCACGUUCAAUAAAAUUGCUUUCUCUACUCUGCUUCACCUGCCUUGCUGCCAGUUAAUACUGUAGGGUGUUCCCCCCACCCCCCACUCCUAACUCCUAGGACUCAACCGCAUAGUAUUGUUUCUCUUAAGAACAAUAGUCAGAAUAAAACCAGAUCCUUCUACAAAGCAGAAGCAUCCUGUGAUUAAAUAAUGCUCAGAGUUCAGGUUGGCUGCUACUUAGGAGAUGGGGGCUUGGAUGACAGUUGUGUGGUUUGUUUUAAAAGCUGAGCACAGCUUCAUUCAGUGGAAUGAGGGGAAAGCAAGGAUGCCGCAAAUUUUCUGUGCCUGCAAAUUAGAAUUACAAGCUGCUUCUUGGGUAAGAAAAGUUUUAAAUAAUUUUUGUUCCUCGAUUCUGCAUGAAUGGAGAUUUGGGUUGGUUUUAGAUUAUCAAAUGGACUAGAUCUAGAUGUUGAUUAUUAGGUUACUUACCUUAAGUAAUCUUAAGUUGUUGAAGUCUAGGAGAGCAGAAAGCUCAAUUUCCAUUAAAUUCACUGGAGAAAGGAAUUUGCUCUUCCACUGUUUUAUGUUACAAAAGGCAAUUUUAAAAAGAAAAGUGCAAAAGAUGACAUUUAUUCCUAGAAAAAACAGCCAUGAUAUGUACAGUAAGUAACUGACGCAAAGUUUGUGAGCCGCUCCAAUAAAGUGAUCUCAUGAUUCU